Nylanderia fulva is the source of this 1881-nucleotide messenger RNA. RefSeq lists its product as uncharacterized. Gene Ontology annotation, molecular function: nucleic acid binding. The record is from RefSeq and is a predicted model, not a curated record. Lineage: Eukaryota; Metazoa; Arthropoda; Insecta; Hymenoptera; Formicidae. Gene Ontology annotation, biological process: DNA integration.
AUGCCAGUCCAUUGUUGGACAGAUUCGAGUAUUGUGCUUGCUUGGUUAAACAAGCACCCAUCUCACUGGAAAACUUUCGUCUCGCAUCGCGUAACAGAGAUUCAAACACGAGUAUCUGAUGGCAUUUGGCAUCAUGUCAGUACACAUGAAAAUCCCGCUGACUGUGCAUCUCGCGGUUUACUCGGCACAGAAUUGAGCGCCUUCGACAUUUGGUGGCGCGGACCUUCCUGGUUGAGUCUUAAACAGGAUGAUUGGCCCACAUUCACAAUAACGCCGAUAGACGAAACACAGUUAGAAGAAAAACCGUGUCAAGUGCAUCAAGUGAACGCUAAUGAACCGUGGAAUCUCACUACUCGAUAUUCAUGGUGGCCGAAAUUAAUACGUAUUACCGCCUACAUUUACCGUUUCAUAAGGAAGUGUAGAAAGAAACACACAAUAGAAUCGAACAACAAGUCUCAAUCUCACGCUCUUACUACAGUUGAAUUCAACGAAGCACGAAACUUCUGGCUGAACUUCAUUCAGUUAGAACUAUUCGAAAACGAGCUCCAUAAUUUAAAGUCAAACAAACCGUUGCCUACUCACAGUCCAAUUCUCUCAUUAAAUCCGUUCCUGGAUUCUGACGGUCUAAUUCGCGUUGGGGGGCGAUUAGAACACUCGUCAUUAUCUUUCCAGUCCAAGCAUCCAAUCUUAUUAGCCAACCAUACGAUCACUACCAUGAUCAUCCGUUAUACGCAUGUUGUAUCUCUCCAUGCCGGUCUUCAAUCCACUCUUUCAAAACUUAGACAAGAGUUUUGGAUUUUGAGAGCAAGAAGUCUAGUAAAGUCGGUUAUUUAUAAAUGUGUUCCGUGUACAAGAGAAAAGGCUCAAGUAGCUAGUCAGCUGAUGGGCCAGCUACCUACAAGUCGUGUUUCGGCGCCCUCUCGAGCGUUUCUACAUAGCGGUGUCGACUACGCCGGACCAGUCUUCACACGUGCUUCAGCCGGCCGAGGAAUUACCUCGCGAAAGGCCUACAUAGCACUCUUUAUUUGUUUAGCCACACGCGCUAUUCAUCUCGAACUGGUUAGUGAUUACUCGACUGCUGCCUUUCUUAACGCUUUUCAAAGAUUUUGUGCGCGACGUGGAUUACCAGAGGUCAUGUACUCGGACAAUGGUACUACGUUCGCAGGAGCAGACAAGGAGUUGUCGCAAGCGUAUCGAGACGCUCAAAGCGAUGUUAACUUUCUCAACUUCAUCGUGUCAGAUAACAUCACAUGGAGUUUUAUCCCUCCCCAUGCUCCACACUUCGGUGGAUUGUGGGAGGCAGGGGUCAAAAGCGUUAAAUACCACCUUCGUAGGAUAUUAGGAAAUCACACCCUCACUUUCGAGGAACUUACUACCGUGCUUUGUAAAGUUGAAGCAUGCUUAAAUUCAAGGCCCCUGUGCCCAUUGACUGAUUCGAUUGACGAUUUUGAAGUGCUCACUCCGGGUCACUUUUUGAUUGGAUCGGCAAUCACAAUCAAUCCAGAACCUUCUGUUCUGCAAAUCAAUGAAAACAGACUGUCACGGUGGCAGUUGUUGCGACAGAUCACGGAGCGUUUUUGGAAGCAUUGGCACGCCGACUAUAUUAACACGCUUCAACAGCGAACUAAGUGGCGAAAGGCAAAGUCACUUAUCCAUAUCGGUUCCAUGGUUCUGAUUCAAAAUCCUCUUCUUCCUCCUUGCAAAUGGGAACUCGGACGCGUAAUCCACUGUCAACCAGGCUCUGACGGAUUAAUUCGAGUAGUUUCCGUCAAAACAGCGAACUCGGAAUAUAAGCGUCCCAUAACUAAGUUAUGUGUGCUUCCAAUCGACGUUGAUUCUGACGAUUCCAUCGAGGAUCAACCUCGAGUGUCAAGCAAUUAG